Messenger RNA from Plasmodium gallinaceum, 4188 nucleotides. RefSeq names its product conserved Plasmodium protein, unknown function. The transcript is spliced from 3 exons. The record is from RefSeq and is a predicted model, not a curated record. Lineage: Eukaryota; Apicomplexa; Aconoidasida; Haemosporida; Plasmodiidae. Bases 1 to 4188 code for a protein of 1395 amino acids.
AUGAACUUCAUAUCAAGAAUUCAGCUAAUUAGAAAAAUACAUUCUUUAGUACCAAAUACAGAAGAUAAAAAUUUAAAAAAAAUAAUUACUUACAUAAAUAAUUACAAUGAUAAUAUAAAUCAGUUAAAAAAAAGAAAAGAGUAUCUUAAUUUAUUAAGAAAUAUAUAUAAUACUAUACCUUCAAGGUUAAAUGAAAGGGAAUUGUGGAAUAAUUUUUUGAACAAAUUAAAAACAAAAAAAUCAUACUUUAAAUUAGAGAAAAUAAUUAAAAAUAAUACUGUAAUACAUGAUUCUCUAAUUUCUAGGCAAGUUGUAUUUCUUUAUUAUAUAGGUUUUGAUGACGAAAUAACUUAUUUAUUAGAUAAACUGGAGUUUAAAUUACGAAAAUGCAGUGAAAAAAAUUUCAGAGAAUGUGAUAAAUACAUUAAUGAAGAUAUAAAUGAUGUUAUAAAAAUGCUAUACGUAUUAUAUUAUUUUAGAAAUAAAGAAAAUGAUUAUAAAAAUGUUAUUUUGUUAUUCGACAAAUUUAUUUAUUAUAGUAAAAAAUAUCCUGUUAAUAAUUUAAAGUAUUUGUUUUAUUUUCAUUUAUUUUAUUUUAAUAUGAAUAAUUCAUUAAUUAAAAUACAUAAAUGCUUAGAAAAAUAUAGUCAUUUAUUAUUAACAGAACAAUUGAUGCUUCUAAUUCGUUAUAUAAAUAUAUACUUAAAAUACUUAUAUUUACAUAAUGCUAUUAAACACAAAAAUGAUACUACAUGUGAAGAAAAAAUUUAUAAUAGCGAAAAUGAGUUGUUUAAUGAAUGCUUGUUCAUUGAUAAUAAAAAAAAUGAAGAAAUAAAAAUCUUAAAUGAAUACGAAGAUAUUAAUAGAAAAAAAAUGAUAACAAAAGAAAUAAAUAUUUUUAUCAACAAUUUGUUUAGAAUAAAUAAAAAUGAAAAGGAGUAUUUUAUAUUUGAUAGUUUUGAUGAUAUAGAAAUAAAAAAUAGUUGUGUAAAAAAUUACUCAUUGAUGGAAAACAAAAUCCUUUUCAAUAAAGACAAUUUAAUUAAAGAAGGAAAAAACAGAUCAAAUAUAAAAGAUAAAGAGAUUUUACUUAAUAACAGUGGGAAUAUCAGUAACGAUAAAUGUUUAUCAAAAAAUAAUAUAAAUGAAGAUAGUGAUUUAUUAAAUUUAAAUGGAGAUAAUAAUUUUGAUAAAAAAAACAAUUCAAUUUUACAAAAUAAUAUAAUUGAUAAUAAUAAUAAUGAUAAUAUAAUUAAUGAAUAUAACUUAAAAUACAUUGAUAUAGUAGAAGAGAAAUAUUCUAAAAAUAGAAAAAUAUUAAAAAAAGAAGAAAUCACAUUAACAGAAAAUGAAUUAAAAUUAUAUAAGAGUAUAUAUGGCUCAUGUGUGAAAGAAAUAUUAAAAAAUAUUCUAUUAAAUAAAGAAAAAAUAAGUCCUGAUAUAAUGUGGAAUAAUUUUAUAAGUAAUUUUUUUAAGGAUGAAUAUAUAUAUAUAUUAAUGAAUGAAUUGAAAAAUAAAAUGAAUAUUAUAAGUGAAGAAGAAUUUUUAAUUUUCUUAAAGCAAGUAAAAUUACUAAAAUUGUAUGAAAAUUCAUCAUUUUUCACUAUAUCAAAUACUUUUUUUAAAAAUUAUAUAAUUCAGAAAAAAUAUUUUAAAAAUAUAAUUCUUGCAGAUAAAUUGACAUAUUAUACAGAUAUUUUUUGUUAUAAUUCUUUUUUACAAAAGUAUAUUCUAUAUAUAUAUAAACUGAACUUUAACAAAUUAACCAUCAAAAUAUUAAAAAAAAUACUUUCAAAAUUAUAUUAUUUUUUGCAACAGAACAAAUCACUAAUAAAUGGGUUUGAUAAAUUUAUAAAAAAUACAAUGAUUAAAAUAAUUUUGAAUGGAUCGUUAAAUGAUAUCGUAAUGUUACUUUAUUCUUUAAGGCAGUAUAAUUUUUAUAAAACAUACGUAAAUAGAAAAAAGAACGACAAAAAAAAAAUAAAUAAUGAUUAUAACAUGUUUUCAAGUGAUUAUAAUUAUUUAGAAAAGGGUUGUUAUAAUUAUAUUUAUGAAUAUAUAAAAAAAAAAGUAAAACAUUUAUCACCAUUAAUUAGUUCGGAUGAUAAUUUAAAAAAUAUAGAAAAUUUUAACUUAUUUCAUUUAAAUAAUUACAAUUUAUAUCAAUUAAAAAAUGAUUACUUAAAAAUAUACAAAUUAAUAUGUUAUAGAACCAUUAUUGAGAAAAAGGAGAUUCAAAAAUUAAAUUAUGAUAAGUAUUUUGAUAUAAAUAUUGUUAUAAUGAUAGAGAAACAAUUAAUUAAAUUAUUUUGCAUAUUUAUAAAUAAAUUUUGUGAUUCAAUUAAAAAUGAUGAUAACAAAUUAAAUAUUUUUGAAUGCAUAAACAAUUUUUUUGUUGAUAAUCAAUAUUAUAAUUUAAAAAAUAAUUCAGAUGGAAUAUUUCCAUCUUUAGAAGAGAAAAUAAAUAAAAAUAAAUUAUUUAUAUUGAAUAGAAGCUUAAAAAAAGAAACGAAUGAGGUUAAGGAACACCUUUUAGAUUAUAAUGAAUUAAGUAAAAAAAAAAUUUAUGAGCAUAAUUUAGAUGAAAAUGAAUUUAUCAAAAGCAAAUUAGUUGAAAAUAAGUUAAAUAAAGAUAAAGUAAGUGAGUAUUCUAAUUUUAAUAUUUUAAAAAAAAAAAUGUGCAUAUCAACAAUGAAUAAUUAUAUGAAAAAAUACGAAUUUGAAUAUAAUACUAUUAAACGUUUUAUAGAUUUAUUAUUGAUGAUAAUAAUAGAUAAUUAUCUAUACUUUGAAAUCAAAAAUUUUUACUUUAUAAAUUUUUUUUUUUUAUUAUUUCAAAAUAAUUUUUUAUCCAUGUCUAUAUACCAUUACUUCUUUUUUUUAUACAUUUUUAAAAAUCUAAAUUACAAUCAAAUUAGUCAAAAAGAAAAAAAAGAAUUUUUUUUUUCAGAGGAAUAUUUUAAUAAAAAUAAAAAUGAGAUUAUUAAUAUAUGUAAUGAUAAAUUAAUAUCAAUAAUAAGAGAUUAUGUAUCUUCUCAAAUUAAUAAAAAUAAGAACGUUCAUUAUGAAAGGAAUGAUACUAUAAAUAAUGGAAAUGAUAAAAAUAAAUCUACAGAAAAUUAUAGUGAUUGCUUUUUGCAAAAUAAAAGUGACAUUUUUGAUUUUGAUUGCAUGAUGACUUUAAUCUUAUAUAAUUUAAAAAAUGACGAAAUAAGUAAUAUAUUUCAAAACUGCUUUUUAUUUUCGUUAAAUAAUUAUUUAAAAAUUAAAAAUGUAUAUAUUAAAUAUGGAAAUUAUACUUAUUUAAAGAACAUGGAACAUAAUAAUGAAUUAAAUAUUUUAAGUUGUAACAAUAUAAAAGAAAUUAGUAGUUUGUUUCACUUUAAUGAAGGAAAUAAAGAUAAUUUAAGUAAUGAUCAUAUUAUAAAAAAAUAUCAAUUUUUUUAUAUUAAUAUGAUUUAUGAUCGAUUAAUGAAAAAUUACGAUGAAGGUGAUUUUGAAUGUUAUAUUAAUUUUUUAACUGAUAGGAAAAGUUAUGAAGCAGUUGAAGUUUUAAAGGUGUGUAUGUGGAUGAAAAAGUAUAAUCAAAAUGAUAAAAUUAAAUUAAUAAUUAAUAAUAUUAAUACACAUUUAAAUAGUUAUAAAAAAUUAGAAUUCUAUAUAAGUUAUCUUUUCCUUAUAGUACUUUAUCAAAAAAAUUAUUUAGAUGAUAUUUAUAAAAUUUUUAAUGAAAUUAAUAAGUAUUUAUUAAAUAAUGAUAUAAAUUCUUUCUGGUAUAUUUUAUUAGUUCAAAUUAUUUAUUUAAUUAAAAUUAAAAAUUUGUUUUUAUUUGAUCUUCUUUUUAUGCAAUACCAAAAUAUUUCUAUUUUUUAUAAUGAUGUAAUUAAGUUAAAAAAAAAAUGUUAUGAAAAAAUAAAUGACCAUGAUAUUAAUUCUUGUAAAUCUAGUAUUUUAAAAUUUUUAAAAAAUAACCAAGUCUUCUUUAUAAAAAAUAUUGAAUUAAAAUGUAGUCCAUUUAUAUUUGAUAUUUAUAUACCAUCAAGAAACAUUUUUUUUAUAAACCAAAAUAAAUAUAUAUUUAGUGAUAUUUUCAUUGAGUAUUUACAGGAUAAUAUAUUUGAUAAAAUGAACUCAAAAAUUAUAAAAAUAGAUGAACAAAGCAUUAAUUCCUUAAAUACAAUUUUGUAA